GCAGUCCACAGUUAGCUGUCAAAGCAUGCAGUUGUUUUAAUUCAUACAUAUUUUUAUAAUAUAGUGUUGUUAUAUUGUUUUUCUAUUUUUAUACAAAAAAGUGGGCCAUUAUGAUAGUGGAAAUUACGGUGCUGCUGGUAGCGGCACUGUUCAUCUGGCACCAUCUAAAGACACGGCGAGCAAAAGCAAUGUUUCAUGCCGCUGGAAUAAAGGGACCCAUCGCUCUUCCACUUUUGGGCAAUGCGCCACUUAUUAUGAUUGGCGAAAGCGCUGAAACUAUGCUGGACUUGCUAUGGCGUUUGAUUAAUAAAUAUGGCAAGUUUAUAUCAUUUAGCCUAUUUAACGAGAUUGCUUUUAUCACCGCCGAUCCAAGAAUGAUUGAGGCCGUAUUAAGCAGUCAAAAGCCGAUUACCAAAAAUAAACUCUAUAAUCUAUUGACUGACUGGCUGGGCACUGGCCUACUACUGAGCACCGGCAAGAAGUGGUUUAAACGCCGUAAGAUUAUCACGCCGACUUUUCACUUUAAGAUACUCGAACAGUUUGUUGAGGUCUUCGAUCAGCAGAGCGCCGUUAUGGUGGAGAAAUUAUAUGAUCGUGCCGAUGGCAAGACUAUCAUCAAUAUGUUCCCAGUCGCAUGCCUAGCGGCCUUGGACAUUAUUGCAGAGACUUCCAUGGGUGUAAAACUUAAUGCACAGCAUAAACCCGACUUUCCCUAUGUGCAGUCCGUGAAAAUUGUAUCCAAUAUAAUGGCUGAGCGCUUUAUGAGACCGCUGCAGCGUUUCAAUUUCACCAUGCGCAUCUUCUAUCCACUGAUCUAUCGCGAACUGAAUCAGCACAUCAAGUCUAUGCAAGAUUUUACGGACAGUGUCAUCUCGGAGCGACGCUAUACCUUGCAAAAAUCAUUAAAAGAGUCUAAUCAAAACUCCAAAAGUGCUGAGGAUGAUGACGUUGGCAGCAAACGUCGCAUGGCGUUGUUGGAUGUCCUGCUGCAGUCGACUGUGGAUGGUCAGCCUCUAAGCAAUGAGGAUAUUCGUGAGGAGGUGGAUACUUUCAUGUUUGAGGGUCACGACACCACAACCAGUGCCAUCUCCUACACUUCAUAUCUGCUCGCCAGACAUCCUGAGGUGCAGGAGCGCGCCUUCCGCGAGGUGGUUGAAGUGAUUGGCAACGACAAAUCAAAGCCAAUCACCAUGCGGGAUCUGGGCGAACUGAAGUAUUUGGAGUGUGUAAUCAAGGAAUCGCUACGCUUGUAUCCACCAGUUCCCAUGAUCGGAAGAAACUUAACAGAAGACAUUACGCUGGAUGGCAAACGGUUCCCCGCCGAUAGUAACCUUAUACUGCUCAUAUAUCAUGCCCAACGCGAUCCAGAGUAUUUCCCUGAACCGGAGAAAUUCAAUCCAGAUCGUUUUAGUCCGGAAAAUAUCAAUAACAUUGAUGUUUUUGCCUUUGCACCGUUUUCUGCGGGUCCUCGCAACUGUAUUGGCCAAAAGUUUGCAAUGCUUGAGAUGAAAAGUACCAUCAGCAAAAUGUUGAGGCAUUUUGAGUUGCUGCCACUCGGUGAACCAGUGAAGCCAGUUAUGAACUUGAUCCUACGCUCCACAACGGGUGUUAAUAUCGGAUUGAAGCCACGUGUUUACUGAGUCAAUUGUCAAUGUUGCUUUACUUAAUUAAAAAUAUUAUAAAGAAGAGCCAA
Molecule: messenger RNA, 1693 nt
Organism: Drosophila grimshawi
Lineage: Eukaryota; Metazoa; Arthropoda; Insecta; Diptera; Drosophilidae
Gene: Cyp4d14
Product: probable cytochrome P450 4d14
Exons: 4
Coding region: 111-1640 (509 amino acids)
Molecular function (GO): heme binding; monooxygenase activity; iron ion binding
Source: RefSeq, a predicted model, not a curated record